Ctenopharyngodon idella (grass carp) is the source of this 2734-nucleotide messenger RNA. RefSeq names its product alpha-L-iduronidase (gene idua). Gene Ontology annotation, molecular function: protein binding; L-iduronidase activity. The transcript has 14 exons. The record is from RefSeq and is a predicted model, not a curated record. Gene Ontology annotation, biological process: carbohydrate metabolic process. Lineage: Eukaryota; Metazoa; Chordata; Actinopteri; Cypriniformes; Xenocyprididae. The coding region runs from base 160 to 2085 and encodes 641 amino acids.
AGUCAAUGACGUCAGAGCACCAACUUUUCUGAAGAGAGCUUAUAGAAGCUCGUAUAUUUUAUGAGCACAGAAAAGUAUUUUUUAACGUCACCGAAUACGAUUUCCGAAAUUUUAAACAUGAGAUAAUAUAUCAAUACGUUUAUACGUGACGUCAGCAGCAUGUAUAGAUGUAAACACAGUUCGUUCAAAUGGACAGUGUUUAUAUUAUUCCUGAUGAUAAAACAGCAGCAGUCUGUUAUAUCUUCAUCUCUGGAGGUUCAAGUGAAUGUUGACAAGCCGCUACGAAACUUCAAGCACUUUUGGAGAAGCACUGGAUUCUGCCCUCCACAGCCGCACACUGAUGCACACCUGUAUGAUCUCAGUCCAGACCAGCAGAUGAAUCUGGCGUUGAUCGGCUCUGUGCCGCACAGAGGAAUCCAGCAGGUGCGGAUACACUGGAUGCUGGAGCUGGUUUCCGCACGAGUUUACAAUGGAGAAUAUCACUACAACUUCACUCACUUAGACCAGCUGAUUGACCUUCUCUGGCAGAAUGGACUGCAGCCGGGGUUUGAACUGAUGGGCAGUGUGUCCAGCACCUUCAGCAACUUUGAAGACAAAAGACAAGUUACUGAAUGGAGAAAUUUGGUCUAUUUGAUCGCCAAAAGAUACAUAUGGAAAUAUGGCCUCAGCUUUGUCUCUCAGUGGAACUUCGAGACGUGGAAUGAGCCCAACAACCACGACUUUGACAACAUCACUGUGUCAAUCCAAGGGUUUCUGAACUAUUAUGAUGCCUGCUCUGAGGGCCUUCGUGCAGCGAGUCCGGUCUUGAAGUUCGGGGGUCCGGGAGACUCCUGUCAUUCUCCGCCCCGCUCGCCGUACUGCUGGGAGAUGCUACAGCACUGUUACAACGGCACAAACUACUUUACUGGAGAGACCGACGUAAGGCUAGACUACAUCGCACUACACAAGAAGGGAGGUGGAAGCUCGUUACCCAUCCUGCAGCAGGAAGUGGCCACUGUGCGGGAGAUCCAGCAGCGGUUUCCACAGUUUCAUGCUGUGCCGAUCUUCAAUGACGAGGCUGAUCCGCUGGUUGGCUGGAACAAACCGCUCGCCUGGAGAGCGGAUGUCACCUACGCAGCCAUGGUGGUUAAGGUCAUCUCACAGCAUCAGAACCUGCUCAUCGCUGACCAGAACAGUACCGUCAACUACACUCUGCUUAGCAACGACAAUGCUUUCCUUAGUUACCACCCACACCCGUUUACCCAGCGCACGCUCACCGCUCGAUUCCAGAUCAACAACACAAACCCGCCACACGUGCAGUUACUACGGAAACCGGUCCUGACUGUGAUGGGCCUGUUGGCAUUGUUAGGUGAGACUCAGGUGCAGGCUCAGGUGUUGACUGACAGCUCUGAAGUGAAUUCAUCAGUGGGUGUGUUGGCCACCGUUCACGUCCCUCAGGUACCAUACACCGCCGAUAGCUGGCAGACCACCGUCCUGCUGUAUAACAGCAGAGAUAACCAGACCUCCUCAGCUGCUGACAUCAUCAGUCUGCGCCUCACUGGAAUACCUCAACGUGUGGGUCUGAUGUAUGUGACACACUACAUGGAUAAUAACGUGACAAACCCAUUUAAACUGUGGGAGAGCAUGGGCAGCCCUGACUAUCCCACUGCACAGCAGUUCACACAGCUGCGGAGCCAAGAGGAUCCACAGACUGAUGGACCUCUACCGGUCCCAUCUGGUGGCUCUCUGACGCUCAAGACAGUCCUUCCUGUCCCCUCUGUGCUGCUCAUACACGUGUGUGCCCAGUCUAAAGAAAAGCCCAACCAGGUGAACGGGGUGCGUUUCAUCACCGUCACCAAAGGACAAGUUCUGAUCAUUUGGAAGGAUCACUGCAUCGGCACGAAGUGUAUAAAGACAUAUGAAGUGGAAUUUUCCAAAGACGAGACCACUUUCCAGAGGAUUAAUCACAGAGACACUAUUUUCACAUACUUCACUUAUUCUCCAGAGAGUCUGGAGGUGAGCGGUUACUACAGAGUGAGAGCCGUGGAUUACUGGGGAAGAAAUGGAGAAUAUUCUGUCACAGAGAAAUAUCCAGAGAACCGGUAGUCUUGAUCAGCCAGACUUUUGAUUGUCCACCAGGGUUAUUAUUGAUAAAGGGUUAAUUAACCCAAAAAUGAAAAUUAAUUCUCACCCUCAAUUAACCUCAAUUUUAUGAAUCAAUGUGAGUGCUUUGUUUGCGCAAAAAAACAUAAUUUACCACUAUAUUAAUAUUUACAAAAUAUUAAUCACCCACACGCGUCCACAAAACGUCCGCUCACGCGCCAACACAACACGCAUCAUAGUACUCUCAUGAAUGCGCAUUUUAGAUUAAUAUUUUGUAAAUUAAGUGGUAAAUAAUUUCUUUGCGCAAACAAAGCACUCACGACGUUGCUUUAUAAAAUUGAGGUUAAACCACUGGAGUCACAUGGAUUACUUAAAUGAUGUCUUUACUACCUUUCUGGGGCUUGAAAGUGGUAGUUGCGUAUGCUGUCAAUGGAGGGACAGAAAGCUCUCAGAUUUCAUCAAAAAUAUCUUAAUUUGUGUUCCGAAGAUUACGGGUUUGGAACGACAGGAGGGUGAGUAAAUGAUGACAGAAUUUUCAUUUUUGGGUGAACUAACCUUUUAAGUAAAACUAAAACCAUAAAAAAAAGCAUUUUUGUAACAUGAAAUAAAAUGAAUGUUAACUGAAAUAAAAUAUACAAUGUAUAUAAAAAUA